This is a messenger RNA of Juglans microcarpa x Juglans regia, 2030 nucleotides long. RefSeq names its product 4-coumarate--CoA ligase-like 5. Gene Ontology annotation, cellular component: peroxisome. The record is from RefSeq and is a predicted model, not a curated record. Gene Ontology annotation, molecular function: CoA-ligase activity. NCBI's taxonomy places the organism in Eukaryota, Viridiplantae, Streptophyta, Magnoliopsida, Fagales, Juglandaceae.
AAGCUCAGCCUGGCUAAACUCGAGCUGAUAAGCUCGGACACUCUCAGUGACGGUACAUCGAGAGAGCAGCGGCGUCGUGUAUCGAUGGCGCAGAAGAGCAAUCUGGUGAUCGAUCCAACCGGUUUCUGUAAAUCGAACUCCGUCUUCUACAGCAAACGUAAGACCCCCGCACACCCACUUAACCAUUCCCUGGAUGUCACCACCUUCAUCUCUUCCCGGGCCCACCAUGGCAAGAUCGCCUUCGUCGACGCCUCCACCGGCCGCCACCUCACCUUCCCCGAUCUCUGGCUUGCCGUCGAUUCCGUUGCCACUUGUCUCUCUGAGAUGGGUGUCAAGAAAGGCCAAGUCAUCUUCCUCCUCUCUCCCAACUCCAUCUUCUUCCCCGUUGUGUGUCUCGCCGUCAUGUCCCUCGGCGCCGUAAUAACCACCACCAACCCCCUCAAUACCAACCGAGAAAUCGCCAAGCAGAUCACCGAUUCGAAACCGGUCCUCGCUUUCACUACUCGCGAACUCGUUCCCAAACUUGCCGGGUCAAAUCUCCGAAUAGUACUACUGGACGAGCAGUCCAUCCCCACUGUUCAGAAUGCUAGAAUUGUGGCCUCGUUGGAGGAAAUGCUGAAGAAGCCCCCAAGUGGGACCCGAGUCAGGGAACGAGUCAACCAGGACGACACGGCGACUCUGCUCUACUCGUCAGGCACCACCGGUGCGAGUAAAGGGGUGGUGGGUUCUCAUAAGAGCCUCAUAGCAAUGGUUCAAAUCGUGCUCAGCCGCUUCAAUUUGGACGAAGGAGACCAGAGGAUCAUCUGCACCGUCCCUAUGUUUCACAUCUACGGUCUAGCAGUGUUCGCGUUGGCCCUACUGGCGUCAGGAACGACGGUGGUGAUCCUCUCCAAGUACGAGAUGCAUGACAUGCUCUCAGCGAUCGAGAAGUACCGGGUAACAUACCUCCCUCUCGUGCCACCGAUUCUAGUGGCGCUCGUGAACAGUGCUGAUCAGAUACGGACCAAGUACAAUCUGAGCUCGCUCCAAUCGGUUUUGUCCGGUGGAGCCCCGCUGAGCAAGGAGGUGAUCGAGGGGUUCGUGGAGAGGUAUCCAACGGUGACAAUUCUUCAGGGGUACGGGUUGACGGAAUCGUCAGGGGUGGGGGCGUCCACGGACUCAUUGGAGGAGAGCAGGCGGUACGGAACGGCGGGGUUGUUGUCUUCAGGCAUGGAGGCAAAGAUUGUGAGCCCGGAGACCGGUGAAGCUCUGCCGGUAAACCGGCCCGGUGAGCUUUGGCUCAGAGGUCCCACCAUCAUGACAGGUUAUUUCAGUAAUGCAGAAGCAACAGCAUCAACUCUUGAUUCAGAGGGAUGGUUGAAAACUGGAGAUAUCUGCUAUAUUGAUGAUGAUGGGUUCAUUUUUGUUGUUGAUAGGUUGAAGGAGCUAAUUAAAUACAAGGGAUAUCAGGUCCCCCCAGCUGAACUAGAGGCCUUGUUGCUUGCUCAUCCGGAGAUCUCUGAUGCUGCUGUUAUACCCUUUCCUGAUAAGGAGGCUGGACAGUGCCCCAUGGCAUACGUGGUAAGAAAAGCUGGAAGCAAUCUCUCUGACAGAGCAGUCAUGGACUUUGUAACGGGACAGGUGGCUCCAUACAAGAGAAUCAGGAGAGUGGCAUUUAUAGAUUCUAUACCCAAGAAUCCGUCCGGCAAGAUUCUUAGGAAGGAUCUUAUACAGCUUGCAACCUCCAAACUCUGAAUUGUUUAUUGUUUGCUUACUGGGACGGUUACAGUUGCAUUUCUUCAUUAACAUAAAAAACCCAUGUAUUUAUCCAUUUUAUGCUCGGAUGAAUGAAUCGUGCUUGUUAUUUUGGUUUGAGAAAUACUUUAGCCACAAAGAGAUUGCACAAGAGUAAACUUAUAAAUUAAUGUGGAUUGAUGUAUAUAGUACGUCAGAUUGUAAAAUUACUUGUAUUUUAAAAUGAAACAUAUCACAUAAAGUCACAUUAAUUUGUGAAUUUAGUUUUAUGAAAUCUAUUUGUGACUAUAGUACUA